AUGACGUAAUGUCAUUUUUUAGGUUAGUUUAUUAAAACAUAAUUAUAAUUUCAAACAAACAGUAAUUCAGUUUAAUAAAAAUAAUAUGAAAUUGUUAAACCUUUCUAAAAAAUUCUUAAAUAAGAAUUAAUUCUUUGAACCAUCCUGCCAUCUCUGUUUUAAUUCAGACACAAUACGUGCACGUAAUAGAAUGGAUACGCAUCAGAUAAAACAGGUAGUCAAUGUUCGUGUGUAAAUACUUUUGAAUUAAACUUGAAAUAUUUUUAUACACACAUAUUUUUCGAGAUACGUACAUAGCUUUAAUAUUUCACGAGAUGCCUUCAUCAGUGCGUCCUAAAAGUUACACUGGUGGAAGCAGGACUUUGCCAGUUACACCCAUGUCCGAACGUCAACAAAUGGCCUUAUUAAUGCAAAUGACUUCAUCAAGUAAUGAAGCUAGUCGAAGCCCUAGUAAUAGCACUAAUAGUAGCAGUAAUAAUAAUAGAAAUAAAGAUAGAAACGAACGUGGCGAGACACCUUUACAUUUAGCAGCUAUUAAAGGAGACGUUGAACAAGUGUCAAAACUUUUGGCUCAUCGAGCAGAUCCUAAUAUAGCUGAUUAUGCAGGUUGGACACCUUUACAUGAAGCAUGUAACCAUGGCUGGUACGAGGUUGCAUAUAAAUUGGUUCAAGCUGGGGCCAAUGUUAAUGCUAAAGGUUUAGAUAAUGAGACGCCUCUUCAUGAUGCUGCUGUAAAUGGUCACUUGAAACUGGUCAAAUUAUUAGUGGAAAAAGGGGCUGAUAUUCAUGCAAAAAAUUGCAAGGGAAAGACCCCUUUAAGUAUUGCUUCCCCUGGAGUAGCUCAAAUAAUGUUGGAUCCUACUUUACCAAUUUCAGAGUCCAACGUUACAAGAGCACAACCGCGUUCGAGGGAUGAUAAAAAAGUCACCGAAAGCAAUAAGCAAAAAACAACGAGCGGAUCAGAAGAAAAUAUGGAUACGUCGAAGGGUUCUGAAGAUGUUUACGAAUUUAAAUCCGUAAAAGAAACUGAAUCUUCGCCCGACAGAAAAAGUAACGAACCCGCUGAUAUGGAAAAUGACGAUGCGGAAACCGCUAAUCAAUCCACAACACAAUCGGAGGACAAUAAAAGAUCGUUUUCGGAAGUUUCUGAAAACCAAGAUGAAGCUACAAACGAUGAAGAGUUUCGUAGAAAGAAACGUAAAGACGAAUCAGGAAAAGAACAGAAAACGUCUACUCCUCAACGGUCUGGUGGUCAGGGGAAAUCGGCUUCCGGAAAACAAACAGGUGGGGCACAAGGGAAAUCAAGUGCUUUAACGGCGGUGAAAAAUGCGGUUGAAAAGAAAAGUCCUUGUCCAAGUCCGAAACCGACGAGUACAAGUGAUGCGGAAGUGGAGGAUGGAAAGUCUGAAGGGAAUCUUAAAGUUCCACCUUUAAAAAUUGUUAUUCCCCAAAGUUCUACGGCUGAACAAGAAACCGGGCAAAGUAGAAAUGGUAAAAAUAGUUCUCAACGUUCCCAAGCUUUACCAUAUGUUGUUCCAAGUUCGAAUAAUAGCGAUAAUGACAAAGAAAAUUCUGGUAAUUCAAGUCCUUCCGAUGGUAAUGGUAAAAAUGACGAGAAAAAAGAGGCUUCAGGAAGUAAUGGUGAUGAGCAGACCACGACCACAAAUGAAUUGGCAGAGGCAGCAACAACUUCAACAUCAAAUUCCAACUCGACCACUCCAGCUCCAACAGACAUGCAUCCAAGAAAGCGAAAAAUGAAACCGAAAGAAGUUGCUGCUCCUGCUCAAGACACAGCAGAUACACCCGCAGUUUCAGAGGCCCACGAAAGGCAUCCUCACGAACAACCAAUAACAAAUUGUUACCAACUAUUCUUAAAUAUUCGAAAGCAAAUUGAAAAACGUCGUAAAGGUCUAUUUCCAGUCCAACCAAAACCACCUCAAGGUUUCAAAGAUUAUUUAAUGAACAGAUGCACUUAUGUUUUAAACGGUAAUUCACCCACAACUCCCAACAUAAAUUACCCAGCCACAUUGCAAGCUCAAAUGAAAGAUUUAUACACAACUCAAGAAAAAGAAAGAUACAAAUUAAAAAUGCAACACGUCAUCGAAAAAGAGAAGCUUGUACUUUCUGUGGAACAAGAAAUUUUAAGAGUGCAUGGAAAAGCAGCAAGAGCUUUAGCAAAUCAAUCACUUCCAUUUUCCGUGUGUACUAUUCUCAGAGACCAAGAAGUUUAUAAUUUAAUUACUCCCGAACAAGAAGAAAAAGAUCGGAAUGCGCGAUCGAGGUAUAAUGGGCGAUUAUUUUUAAGUUGGUUACAAGACGUUGAUGAUAAAUGGGAAAAAAUUAAAGAACAUAUGUUGUUGAGGCAUCAUAAUGAAGCUGAGUCAUUGCAUGCAGUUCAAAAAAUGGAUUGGGAAUGGAAAUUGAAAGAGUUAAGUUUAUGUGACGCUAAAAGUACACCCACAAUUGAGGAGUUACAUGUGCCUAUGGUUCAUGUUAGUGACGAUUUUGAUUUAUUACCAGCGUGAAAUUUUUUUAUGCUUUAAAAAAAUGGAUGGUUGCUUUAUGUGCAAUUUGUAAGAUCUAUUUCUUUAUGUACUAUGUACAUAUUGAGCUUUAAGAUUUAAAUUAUUAAUUAAUAAAUUUUCAAAUUUU
Molecule: messenger RNA, 2652 nt
Organism: Onthophagus taurus
Lineage: Eukaryota; Metazoa; Arthropoda; Insecta; Coleoptera; Scarabaeidae
Product: ankyrin repeat domain-containing protein 11
Cellular component (GO): nucleoplasm
Molecular function (GO): protein binding
Source: RefSeq, a predicted model, not a curated record